Molecule: messenger RNA, 657 nt
Organism: Lepisosteus oculatus (spotted gar)
Lineage: Eukaryota; Metazoa; Chordata; Actinopteri; Semionotiformes; Lepisosteidae
Source: RefSeq, a predicted model, not a curated record
CUGAUGUGACUCUGGACCGCAACUCAGCACAUCGCAGUCUCAUCCUGUCUCCCGAUGGGAAACAAGUGAAAGAUGGAGACAAAAAUCAGAACCUCCCUGACACUCCACAGAGAUUCGAUCCUGUUGUUUCUGUGCUGGGCAGGAAGGGAUUCUCCUCUGGGAGACACUACUGGGAGGUAGAAGUGGGGGAGAAAACCGAGUGGACUUUAGGAAUUGCAAAAGAGUCCAUCAAGAGGAAGGGGAAAAUAAUACUGGAUCCCAAAAAUGGUUACUGGACAAUAUGGCUGAGAAAUGGGAAUGAGUUUAAAGUUCUUGCUGACCCUUCUGUCCUCCUCCCUCUGAGCCUGAAGCCCCAGAAGGUGGGGAUCUAUGUGGAUUAUGAGGAGGGACAGGUCUCCUUUUACAAUGUGGAGACCAGAAAUCACAUCUACACUUUCACUGACACCUUCACUGAGAAACUGUAUCCAUACUUCAAUCCCAGCAUCAAUGAUGAUGGCAAAAACUCUGCCCCACUGAUCAUCUCUCCCACUGAGAAAACCUGACUAAACGUGAAAUGUAUGUUUCUCAUUAUGCUCCAUAUAAACAGUUGAUUUAUACAUUUUGAUGAUUCAUCGUAACUUUAAAUAACAUUUUUGUGCUUUAAUCGUAAAAGUAAAU